Molecule: messenger RNA, 831 nt
Organism: Ascochyta rabiei
Lineage: Eukaryota; Fungi; Ascomycota; Dothideomycetes; Pleosporales; Didymellaceae
Exons: 3
Coding region: 1-831 (276 amino acids)
Source: RefSeq, a predicted model, not a curated record
AUGCGUGCCGCACGAGGCGACAGGGCUAUACUCAUCCCUUUGAUACGGCAGUGGAAGAUGGAAAAGUACGAAGAGUUACGAUCGGUGCAAGUCUCUGCCAGUUUUUGUGCAGGAGCUGCGAUUGCCGGCAUGCCAUGGUCUAAGACUUCAGAUGCUCUGUGGAUUGCAAACGCCCUCUUCGUCAGCUCUCUACUGUGCGCUAUCUGGGCCAUUAUUUCGACCAUCCAAACCAAGUCUAUCCUUGACGACCUCCCGGUGAAAGAGGAUCUCAACACCAGUCUUGCAGACAUCGAAGUGACGCGCGCAAGGCGCACAAUUUUGCGAUACAAACGCACUCCUGCCUUCCAGCACUGGAUCAUGCUAUUCAUCUGGCAAUUUCCUUCCAUGACUAUGGCUUACUCAUGGGUCACGUUUUUGCUGGCUCUUACUGUGCACGUCUGUGAUCCUUUUGUUCGGCGUUCACCAUGGUCAGACAAGAACAAGACAGCGAUAGUAUACCUCGUCAUCGGUCUGCUUGGCUUGGCUACCUACAUCUUCACUGCCGUAUUCGUGUACAUGAGCGAAAAGGACCUCGAACACUACGUCACAGACACGACUAAGAAGCGUGACCUCGAAAACAGCAGCUGUAACCACGCUUCUGAAUCUCCCCUCACACUCCCGACCAUUGCUAGGAUGUCCCGUAGCAGCAAGGGUAGCGUUUCCUUUGAACGAUUUCGCGAAGACGGCUUUGUGGAGAUUGACCUCGAACAUGAAGGUGCGGAAACAGUGAGGGCUGUAGAGGGUCUCAAGUGCGAGAAAAAGAAGAAGACUAGGCUGACUCUAUUCAACUGA